AUGAAGGAGGCGUGUCCUCUUGUCUCUGUUAGUAUUUGCUAAAGCUCUCUUGCUUAGCUAUAAUUAAUAAUUGCCUAAUAAAUGUAUUGAUUUAUUUUGUGUCCAUUUUGCAGUAAUCAGACUGCUUGGAGGAAAUCCAACCUGGCCUGCAAACUGUCUAUUGACAACAUGGAAAAGCAAGCACUUCUGAACAACGCCAACAGUGACGUGAGACAAAGGAAGAUGACCAAAGAGGGGAUGAGCCAAACAGCCAGUAGCAUUACUGAGAAUCUGAUGAGUAUCAGCCGAAUGAUGGCCCAGCAGGUUCAGCAGAGCGAGGAGACCAUGACCACACUAGCCACCUCCUCAAAGACAAUCCAAGAGACCAGUGAUGAAUUUAAGGCGAUGACGGGGACCAUUCAGCUUGGGAGGAAGCUUAUCACCAAGUACAACCGCAGAGAACUCACUGACAAACUGCUUAUUUUCCUGGCGUUAGCACUUUUUCUUGCCACAGUUCUUUAUAUCCUGAAGAAGAGACUGUUCCUUUCCUCUAGACUGCUGGCACAGUGUAUUCAGUCUACUGUGUCCUCAAAUGUCUCAAAAUCUCUAAACCUUCACCACACUUUACCUCCUGCUGUAUAGACUGAACAGUGUCCUAUAACAUGACGGUAAACUGCACAGGUUCAUGCAGUUUUAUUUAUAGAAUUAUUUCAUGUACAUGAUGUUAAUUAUACAAUCGAAGGACUUGUUUUUUCUGUCAGAAUACCAGGGUACCUCAAAAAGUUCUCAGCCUCACCCAGAAACCGUCACAUGAGAAAGAUUCUUGCAUUAGUUUUCAAAA
Molecule: messenger RNA, 820 nt
Organism: Thalassophryne amazonica
Lineage: Eukaryota; Metazoa; Chordata; Actinopteri; Batrachoidiformes; Batrachoididae
Product: vesicle transport protein SEC20-like
Exons: 3
Coding region: 169-621 (150 amino acids)
Biological process (GO): retrograde vesicle-mediated transport, Golgi to endoplasmic reticulum
Cellular component (GO): SNARE complex; endoplasmic reticulum
Molecular function (GO): SNAP receptor activity
Source: RefSeq, a predicted model, not a curated record